CAGCGCGCUCCUUUCUUCACAUGUCACACUCUCGGUUGACAGUCACUCGAGUGAAGUUAUCAGCGGUGUUACUCCACCAUGGUGAAGAGGAAAACAACACGCGAGCAGAGCUAAGGAGGAAGGCUUCUUGUUCAUCCCUUCAGCUUCAUCUGCGACUUUUUAAGGAUUUACCUACUCACGAUGCAUCUGAGAACACUGCUUUCGUGAAAGUUUAAGAAGAAUUGCGCGUGGACUUGUUUUCGCGGCGGAAUGUCGCAGUGAGCUCGAAGCACGCCCGGAGAGCUUCUGAAUCUCGGCCGAAGUGACAGGACAGUCAGCCGGUGGAGGUUUACCUGAGCAGGUGAAUCAUGUCCAAGCCCAUGGAUCACGUUAAGCGUCCCAUGAACGCGUUCAUGGUGUGGUCCCGAGCGCAGCGGCGGAAGAUGGCACAAGAAAACCCGAAAAUGCACAAUUCCGAGAUCAGCAAGCGGCUCGGAGCGGAGUGGAAACUUCUGACGGAGUCCGAGAAGAGGCCGUUCAUCGACGAGGCGAAGCGACUGCGCGCGAUGCACAUGAAGGAACACCCUGACUACAAAUACAGACCCAGGCGAAAGCCCAAGACUUUAAUGAAGAAAGACAAAUUCGCGUUCCCCAUGGCGUAUAACUUGGGCGAGCACGAGGCGCUGAAAGUGGGCGGCUUACCGAGUGGAGCGUUUACCGAGUCGUUAAUGUGCAACCCGGACAAGGCGGCAGCGGCGGCAGCGGCGAGGGUGUUCUUCAGCCCCUCCAUGUCUACAAACCCCUAUUCGUUUUUUGACCUCGGCUCAAAAAUGACAGAGCUUUCUCCACCGUCUUUCUCAUACGCCUCACCUUUGGGUUACCCGACAGCGGCGACGGCUUUCUCCGGAGCGGGCGCACACACUCACACGCACUCCCACCCAUCACCGGGUAACCCGGGCUACAUGAUCCCGUGUAACUGCGCGGCGUGGCCGUCUGCGGGGCUCCAGCCACCCCUUGCCUACAUUUUACUACCAGGAAUGGGCAAACCACAGCUUGAACCGUAUCCCGCGUACGCGACGGCGUUAUGAGACUCUGAGAAAGUUUCUAAAUGUGAAGAAAAGAAAAAAAAGCGCAAUGCUCGUGGAGCAUGAACAUGUGAUGCCACGCUCGUCAUAUCAGAUAUCACAUGUGUUUGCGUCAUGAUUAAUGCCUCGAUGUAAGGUAAAACUCUCGGUGUGGAUAUUACUGACAAACGACAAUGUGCUGAAUUAAUCCAGAAUGAAUCCUUAUCAAUGUGAAGAAGAACCUGUUGACUCUGGAGCGAGUUUAUCAUGUGUCGCUGGUGCAGAGAAAUCCGCCAAUGCUGACUAAUUCCCACGCAGUUUUUUUUUUUUCUUAUUUUUCUUCAAAUCAGUCAUAUUGCUGUAAAUGUGCACAGUUUUAUUAAAUCAUAUCUGGUUAGAGCUGAUGGACUAGAAAUCAGGUGUAUAUUUUGAGUCUCGAAUACUAUUCCAUGGAUGUAAUAUUUAUUGUUCAGUCAGUAAAACUACCCUGUUUGUUGAUCGUGGGACACGAGAUUUGCACAAAGGGAGACCACGAGCACUUAAAAAGUGUAAUUUAUCGAAGCUAAAAAAAUAUAUAUAUGCCCAAGUUCCUGAAAUUGUUAAGGGUCGACAUAUUCUACAUCAGACGAGUGUCAGAAAGUCAGUCCGUUUUUUACUAACUCGAAGUGAAAUUGUAUGUUCUAUGUUUUGCAUAAUUCCACUUAUAUGUAAUUAAAAUGCCUAACGUUCAUUUAUUGAACAAGGGGGAUAUAAUAAAGCGUAUGCGGAAAAACUAAAUCAUUGCUCUGUAGUUCUUGAUGAAUGGAGAACAAGAUUUGUUUCUUGAAUGCCUUUACUUGGUCGGAACAGGUGAAGUGUAAAGUAUCCUCUAAAGGACGCUUUUGUUCCGGCUUUGAAUAGAA
Messenger RNA from Carassius gibelio (silver crucian carp), 1945 nucleotides. RefSeq names its product transcription factor Sox-21-B-like. The transcript has a single exon. Lineage: Eukaryota; Metazoa; Chordata; Actinopteri; Cypriniformes; Cyprinidae. The record is from RefSeq and is a predicted model, not a curated record. Gene Ontology annotation, biological process: cell differentiation; regulation of DNA-templated transcription; anatomical structure morphogenesis. The coding region runs from base 348 to 1067 and encodes 239 amino acids. Gene Ontology annotation, molecular function: RNA polymerase II cis-regulatory region sequence-specific DNA binding; DNA-binding transcription factor activity, RNA polymerase II-specific.